CAGAGGACACAAAAGCGCGUCGUCUCCGCCCUCGCCCUAUUCCAGACUCUACUGUUGCGCUUCAGAUCGAGGCCUUCGAUUAAGCUGCUGAAUCGCCUUCCAUGUCGGCGCUGUUCAAUUUCCACUCCUUCUUGACGGUGGUGCUUUUGGUUAUCUGCACCUGCACCUACAUCAAGAUGCAGUUCCCUGCCAUCCUCCAGAAGAGGACCGGGUUUCGUGGCUUCUUUUGGAAGGCAGCCAGAAUAGGUGAACGCCUAAGCCCUUGGGUAGCCGUGGGUUGCUUCGCCAUGGGCAUUUCCAUUAUUAUCUUCUGAGCAACGGAGGUGGGUUUGGUAAUUUACAUUGUUUUUUUUAAUAUAUCCUGGAGUGCAUCUGCUUCGUUGACACAUGUAGUAGAAUGUAAAUUUGUUGAGGUUGAAGAAAGAUGUAUGUGCUAACAGGAAGAAACCUUGUACGACAUUCUUCGCCCAUGGAAUUGCAAUGACAUUUUUUUUUUCUAA
Messenger RNA from Musa acuminata subsp. malaccensis (wild Malaysian banana), 500 nucleotides. RefSeq lists its product as uncharacterized. The record is from RefSeq and is a predicted model, not a curated record. Gene Ontology annotation, biological process: protein secretion; intracellular transport. Lineage: Eukaryota; Viridiplantae; Streptophyta; Magnoliopsida; Zingiberales; Musaceae.